Messenger RNA from Leptidea sinapis, 4047 nucleotides. It is a transcript of the gene Cdk4, whose product is annotated as cyclin-dependent kinase 6. NCBI's taxonomy places the organism in Eukaryota, Metazoa, Arthropoda, Insecta, Lepidoptera, Pieridae. The transcript is spliced from 7 exons. Gene Ontology annotation, cellular component: cyclin-dependent protein kinase holoenzyme complex; cytoplasm; nucleus. The coding region runs from base 229 to 1197 and encodes 322 amino acids. Gene Ontology annotation, biological process: signal transduction; regulation of gene expression; G1/S transition of mitotic cell cycle. The record is from RefSeq and is a predicted model, not a curated record. Gene Ontology annotation, molecular function: cyclin-dependent protein serine/threonine kinase activity; ATP binding; cyclin binding.
GCUCUUGAGUCUUAAACCUCGACUUGUACUUGAAUGCUAUCAAUUAUCAUCGUAAACUGUAGUUUAGAAACGUUGUUUACGUUUUGUAAUGUAAGCUUUACAAAACAAUGUAAAAGUUAGCUUUUAUAAAAUAAAAUCAUUUUCGAUCUUUGGGUUUGAUUGAGUAACCAUAAUUUCAUUAUUUGAGUAUUAUAGUGUACCAUACCUAGUGUUGUUGAAAGUGGAAAAAUGUCUUCUAGCAGUACUAGUCCACCUAGCUUAAAUUCUAUUGGAGAUGUGAAUGCGUUAUUUCAGACCGCUAAGAAAUAUGAAGAGUUAAAUGUUAUUGGAACAGGUGCCUACGGUACUGUGUAUAAAGCCCGAGAUCUACACAAUGGUGGCCAGAUUGUGGCUAUGAAGAAAGUGAAGGUUGCACUGACAGAAGAUGGCAUACCACUCUCAACAUUGAGGGAAAUAGCAUUGCUGAGACAAUUGGAGGCGUACAGACAUCCUAACAUUGUCAGGUUACUGGAUGUUUGCCAUGGAGGUCAGUCCCUGGAGCGUGAUCAGCAGCUGGUUCUGUUCUUGGUCUUCGAGCAUGUGGAACAGGAUCUGGAGUCAUAUCUGAAGCGAGCACCUGGACCUUUAAGCGAGAAUAGGAUAAGAAGUAUGUCAUAUGACAUACUAUCCGGGGUGGACUUCCUUCACUCCCACAGGAUAGUGCACAGAGACCUCAAGCCCCACAAUCUGCUUGUCACAUCCUCCGGCAGGGUCAAGUUGGCUGACUUCGGCCUGGCCAAGACUUAUGAUACAGAGAUGAAACUUACUAGUGUUGUGGUCACCUUAUGGUACCGUCCCCCCGAAGUAUUGCUGGGCGUGUCUUACAACACAGCCGUGGACGUGUGGUCUAGUGGCUGCGUGUUAGCCCAGCUACACACCCGCGCACCUUUGCUCGCCGGCUCAUGUGACUCCGAGCAAUUGCACUGUAUUUUCAGGUUGAUUGGGAGACCCGCCAAGCAUGAGUGGCCACAGAAUGUUUCCAUAGUGGUAGACAGCUUCCCGGACUAUCCACCACAAGAUCUGGCCGAUAUACUUCCCCGAGUUCACCCGCAGGCUUUGGAUCUCAUCAAGGGUAUGUUAGUCUUCGAUCCAGCAAAGCGUCUCACAGCACUGGACUGCCUAGAACAUCCGUACUUCACCGACCAUGCACCGCACUAGCGCCACUGGACUGCAUGUUAACUGCUAAGCCAAAUUUGGUACUUUUGGGUUCUUCGUCAAAACAAAGCAACGAAAACUAAAUGUUUCAGAAGUAUGUUUUCUACUGAACUUAUUGUAGAGUAUUUCUAUGUAUUAUUCAAUUAAACCUGCAGAAGCUGAUGGUUUUUUAAGUCUAGGAUGUUUGGACAGCAUUCGACCACUUAAUAUUAAUCUUCUACGAAUGUGUAUAUUGCAUAAUUUACUUUUUACCAGUGGGAGGUACCACAACGGCGCAUAUUUCUGCCGUGAAGCAGUAAUGUGUAAGCAUUAUUGUUUCGAUCUAAAGUAGCUAGUGAAAUUAUUGGCAAAUGAGACUUAACAUCUUAUGUCUCAAGGUGCCAAGCGCAGUUGUAGUGCCGCUCAGAACUUUUGGGGUUUUCAAGAAUCCUGAGCGACACUGCAUUGUAAUAGGCAGGGCGUAUCAAUUAUCAUCAGCUGAACGUCCUGCUCGUCUUGUCCCUAAUUCUCAUAAAAAACACACGAAUGUCUCCCAGAAGCUAUAGGAUCCAACCUUUCGAACAUGCACUCUUAUUCUUAACCUGCUCGGCUUCAAUUUCUAAUAUUUUUAUUCAAAAUCACUAGUUGAACAUAAAAACAACCAUUAAUUUCAAAAAUAUGCCUCAGAUUUGAGAAGAACGGGCGCAAGAAACUCACCGGCCUUCUUUUUCUAAUUAAAUAGCCUGAGGGCGGCGGUCACUCUAUUCCAAAUCUGUGGUAUCAUUACGAAAGUCAUUUAUGUUAUAGUAUCUUUUGAAUUUCGUGGCACAUUUGAUUUGUACAUUUUCUGGGAUCAUCCAAAUAAAAAAAUUAUACAUAAUAACUAGAUAGAGAUAUACCCAAUAAUACCCAAAUAAGACGGUUUCUUAACAAUUAAAUCCCAUUAUCCAUGAGCCAAUACUUCUGGCACAGACUGAUAUCGAAAUAAGUGUUUUUAAUUUCGAUUCGUAACUUAAGUUAGAUUUAAGUUGGCGGACGAGUAUACGUGUCUAGCCUUUAAUAAAAAGCAUCGAAGGCAUUUAUUUUCUCAAAAUUGAUUCCUUUAGAAUGAUUUUUAAUGUCAGUUUAAACACUACCACCGCUUCGAAACAAAUGGCGCUCUAAGAGAGAAGAAACGGCGCAAGAAUUUCCCAGCAUUCUUUUUUGCGCUCUUUUUUAACACAACUUGUUAUUUAUAAUUAAUUCUCCCUACAGGGAUUAUAAAUACAAGUUAUAACUUAUAGCAAAAUAUAUGGACGAUCUGAAUUCAUAGACUUAUCCUACUAAUAUUAUAAAUGUGAAAGUUUGUAUGUCUGGAUGUAUGUUUAUACUUCUUUAACGCAAAAUCUACUGAAUAGAUUUUGAUGAAACUUUACAAUAAUAUAGCUUACACACCAGAAUAACAAAUAGGCUAUAAUUUAUAAAACUAUAGUGUGAAUUAUACAAAAUAUAAAAGAAGUGUGAUUGUUACUAAUUAAUACAACUAGCGCCAUCUCUUAUCAACAAGCAAGCAAAAGAUCAAAACAAUUUAUAUGGCAAAACAACGUUUGCCGGGUCAGCUAGUUAUAACUAAUAACGAGUGUAUAAACGAUCUGACAGUCCGAUAAUAACCAAUAUUAUUAGUUAGUUCUAUAUUCAUAAUAUUAAGGAGCUAAUUCCAAGCGUGGUUGACUGUUUACGAGGUGUCAAUUAAAAUCGAUUAUAUUAACAAUACACUCGCUGACCAUUAUUAGGACAGGCAAAGGGUUCAAGCCUAUACAGCCGUAUUCAUUAUUUGAAUAUGGAAAGGUUCAUAAUUAAUUGUCGAAGCAAUCUUUGCAAGAUUUUUACAAAAUUUUUCUUUCUAAAACUUAGGAGGCACGAGGAAUAAAUCAUUUUAAUUAUUUUUGCUUCGUUAGGCCAAAGAAGUAUAAUUUCUUGCGUGCAUACAUAAGUACAAACAUACUUUUUUUUGACAAUUUUUUGUUUUUUUAUUUUAUUAUGAUUCAGCAUUAAAAUAUGCACACAACUUAAAAUUUUCACCCGUCUACGAUCAACACCUAUUUUUUUUACCGCGAUUUUAAUAUAAUUCUAUUCCACCCACAGAUACGCAAUAGAGUUGAAAGAUGGUAAUCGAAUAUAAUGAUUAUUGUGGUCCGAUAAAUUUUAUGUACGAUAUAUUUGGUAGGUCUAAGAAUCGGUCGUCAUCUAUUUUUUUUUGUUGUACUUAUUUCCGAAAUCACAAUGAUAUGGGUGAAACUGAUCAAAAAAUGGCUUUAACCUUUAAAUUAUAUCAUGACCUAGUGGGCACAGAUUAAAAAGAUAUUAAACUGUCGAACGCGUAUAAGAUUUUUAACACGAAAUAAUAAUAAUUAAAAAUAAUUGUGAGAUUUUUUAAUUCUUAUCUAAUUACAUACUACAUAUAUAGAUAAUUUAUACGACUAGAAAGAGACUUGCUUAGCAACGCAUGAAAAAACGCCAGGUUUAUUACAUAAGUGUACAUGACAGGCUACUUUCUACACUCGCGAUACGAUGAUAUCUAAUAUUAUUAUUGUAAUUUUGAUACUAGAUCUUCUCUAUGAUAAUAAUAAUUAUAUUAAAAUUGUCUGUUAUUCUCAUUAUCUGUCACAAUUCGUAGGGAAAAUUUAUUUUAUGCUCGGUUUGUUGUGACUAUUUCCAGUGAUAGGCAUAUUAGGCGCAGUAACGUGAUAAUAGGUCUCCCUUAUCAUGUCAGACUCCUCUGCUAUACUCGUCCGCUAAACAUAGUAUAUCAUAGCUGGUACACUAAGUUAGAGUUAAGUUUUCAUUAAGUAUUACUUUCAACCGUUCCUCGCCAAAUAAACUUAUUUUUGCAUA